Geodia barretti is the source of this 495-nucleotide messenger RNA. Lineage: Eukaryota; Metazoa; Porifera; Demospongiae; Tetractinellida; Geodiidae. The record is from the annotation of a GenBank genome assembly.
AUGUGGAAGAAUGAACAUGUCUCGAAGAUUGAGCAAGCUGAUGCAGACAUGUCAAACAAGAUUACAAUGCUGGAUGGCAAGGUCGAUCAGCAGGGCAAAGAUAUGACGGAAGCGAUUUCCAGGGCGAAGGAUGAGGCGAUUGCCGCGUCCCAGCAAGGGGAUGCCGAUACCAUUGCUGCUGGCAUGCAAAAUGCCAAAGAAAUGGAUGCGCAACUCCGCGCCGACCUAAUGAAGUCCAUUGAUAUGCAAGGGCAAAAAGCAAUGGACUCUGCUAAAGGCGAAGAUGCAAAACUGCAAAAACAACUUGAUACCCACGGAAAAGCUGACAUGGCGCAAGACGCAGCGAUAGAGCAGCUUGCGUCCAAGGUAAUGGCUAUAGAGGAAGGGAUUAGCCAUGGUGGCAGAAGAAGUUGCCGCAGUGCCGACAAUGCUGGUUACCGUCAAUUUCGACAGUGGUCAAACCGGUUUAUCCAGCGACGCAAAGCAGAUGCUUGA